CGGGCCGCGCAGCGUCGCGUCGCGCUCCGCUCUGCUCCACUCUCCCUGACAAUAGCCCGCUCGGCUCCGGGGAGGCUCCAGGCCUGGGCAUGGAGGCCGAGGAGCUGGGCAGGGCAGGUAUUUGGUUCAAGGUUAGAGGCCUGAUGACAAAACUGUGGGCUGUCCUAGGAUAAAUCUGAUUUACGGUAGAAUUCUUCAAUAUUCAUUCAAUAAUAGAGAAUGAUGCCUCCCCAUCGCAAAGGUGAUAUUACUCACAUCUUCAGCAAGUUCAAGCUUUUUAUACAUUUUCGUUCCAUCCAAUGAUGACUGCAGUGCCCAACAUGGAAAUCAUGACUGAGCAGCCAACUCUAGAGGGCAUUCCAGAGCCAAACUUGGCUCAGGAACCUACUAAAGAAGUUGCAAAAGGAGGAAGGAAAAGAAAAGCCAAAGCAACUGAGCCAAAGCAACCCAAAAAACCUGCUGCUAAAAAAGAAAAAUCAACCAAGUCAAAAGGCAAACAAGAAAAGAUCACAGAUACUUUUAAAGUCAAAAGAAAAGUGGACCGUUUUAAUGGUGUAUCUGAAGCGGAACUUCUUACCAAGACUUUACCUGAUAUUUUGACCUUUGAUCUGGACAUUGUAAUAAUUGGCAUAAACCCUGGCUUGAUGGCAGCUUACAAAGGACAUCAUUAUCCUGGACCUGGAAACCAUUUUUGGAAGUGUCUCUUCAUGUCUGGUCUAAGCAGUGAACAGCUGAACCAUACAGAUGACCACACUUUACCACAUAAAUAUGGAAUUGGAUUUACAAACAUGGUAGAAAGGACAACACCUGGAAGCAAAGACCUUUCCAGCAAAGAGUUUCGGGAAGGAGGGCGAAUUCUGAUGCAGAAAUUGCAAAAGUAUAAACCUCGUAUAGCAGCUUUUAAUGGAAAAUGUAUUUAUGAAAUUUUCAGUAAAGAAGUUUUUGGAAUAAAAGUUAAAAAUUUUGAAUUUGGAUUGCAGCCACACAAGGUGCCAGAUACAGAAACUCUCUGCUAUGUUAUGCCAUCAUCCAGUGCAAGAUGUGCUCAGUUUCCUCGUGCACAAGAUAAAGUUCAUUAUUACAUAAAGCUGAAAGACUUAAGGGAUCAACUGAAAGGCAUUGCACCAAACACAGAGGUGCAAGAGGUGCACUACACAUUUGACUUGCAGCUUGCACAAGAGGAUGCUAAAAAAAUGGCCGUCAAAGAAGAAAAAUAUGAUCCAGGUUAUGAAGCAGCAUAUGGAGGAGCUUACUGUGAUCGUGCAAUAUAUGAAAAUGAACAGUGCAAUUUCUCUUCAAAUGGAACUGGAGUAAGCAAUCCACAGUAUUGUGAGGGGUCAUCCUUUGGUGAAGUUCCUAAUGGACAAUGGAUGACACAGUCCUUUGCAGACCAGAUUCCAGAAUUCAAUACUGGGAUGACACAAGAACAGGAAGGAAGCAGUGCAUAAGUGCUGUUUCUUCUCAGCUAUGCAUAGAUGCUGCAGUUUUAAUGCAGUGGUCAAGAUUGGUACCUUGGUUCUCCCAACUGAAGCAUUUUAAUAGUAUUUUAUCUCCCCUAGCUAUUUUAUUAUAGUCAAAAAUAAUUGUGUGUGGUAGGCUCAAAUCAAUGAACUAGAUAAUUUUAAGAAACUGUCCAAUCUUUUUAAAAAACAAAAGUUAGCCCUUUUUUGUAUAUGAGUUUUACAUUUAAUGUAUAUCCUUUUUUUGCAGUUCUUGACAAAUUGCUUUCUCAUUUGUGAAGAUUACCUUGGGGCGUUAAUUUUAUUCUGUAAUUUUUAAUGUAGUAGUAACAGCAGUGGUAUACUUUUUACUGAUGCCUCAUAUAUUUGGAUAUCUCAUAAUCCUUUUAUAUCCAUAGAGGGGAGAAGGGGAUGUGUACCUUGAUUUUACAUGAAGUGAUGUUUUUAAUCAUGCAGAGUUAAACAAAUUGUGGUUUUAAGUCUGCCUGUUACCUUCUUAAAAAGUGCAGAAGGUUGUGUUUUGCAGCUGGGAGUGCUGAGUGUUUUAUGGACAGGAAUAGAGAGCUCUGUCUCUUUAGUGUCUGUACCAUAUCAGGACUAAGGGACUGGAGAAAACAUCUUCUCAAGUCACAAUGUUGGGGAGGAAAAUUUUAGGACCUGAAUAUUCUAGCUGAACUGUCUUAAGGUCAGGUCUCCCUACCACUCCAUCUCUUCCCCCUUAAAUUCCAGUGUAAGGAACUGAAAUUCUUUAAAAAAAAAACAGUGGUUCUUGAAUUCUGUGGCAUUUAAACUCUCAGCCUUUUUGAUGUGAUUAGUCUCUUCACCUGACCUACUGCUAGCAACACUGUUAGCAGGAGACAACCCCUUUGAACAAAUUAUACUACAGGGACUUGAAAGACCACAUUCUCUGUAAAAUUCAUGUACGUUAGUAACAUGUACAUUAGUCAUGUACGUGUAACAUCAGUUACAUUAUUUACAUCUGCAAUGUAAAUCAAGCAAAAAAUUGUAUAUCUUACAAUUAGCAUAGAGUGAAAGAAAAUUGCGAUUUAGCAAUUCUUAAUGUUCAUUCCUCUUCAAUCUGGAAGACUUCAGAGGGUGUUCUCCUUACUCCUCUUACAAGAAAAGAAAUAUUCAGUUAAAGGUAAGAGGAGCUGUUCCAUGAAUAAGAAGGCAACUGUGGAAACUACAGAUUUCUUUUUGAGGAACUUAUUUAAAAUAUACACUCUUUGAUGGUGUGGCCAGUAUGUGACUGAGAAAGAAGAGAUUCCAUGCUUGUGCCUAAUCAUCAUCAUCGUCUUUCCCUCUUUUAAUAUAUGAGGAAGAGAUGAAGUAAAAGCAAUAAGCUGAUCAAAACUUUAAAGUUUUGGUGAACUUAUGAGAGUAGGUGCUUCACAUACUUGAAAAAUAGAUACAAACAGUAUCUCCACAAUCCAUGCUGGUCAGAGAUUCCUGUACCAGUGUUUUUAUCCUUUCCUCACAGCCAUUGACAGUUGAAACACAUUGAGUGUAACUAGUUAGUGUAGAUUCUAAUCCUGCUGCAACAGCUGUCACUGAGAUCACACUGUCAACCUGUUGUGAGGCAGGUAUGAUGUUUACAGUUUUCUUCCCAAAUUAUGUGGCUUAAUUCUGAGCGUCUUAAAUCAAGGAAGUGUGCAUUAUGAUUCUGAUUGUGUUUAUUAGCUUCAGCAUAAAGCUGUUCAGUAUAUUGUCAAAAAGGUAUAGGAUUUGUCUUGUCUGUUAUUUAAAGUGUACUGUAUCAUGUAUCACUGUUUACAUGGACAUUUUCCUGCAGGUGCUCAAAGUAUCUUGUAUCAGGGAUUUGUUACAACUCAAUUUUAUUUUUCAACAAAGUUAGAAGCAUGUAAUUAGCACUGCUGAGUAGGUAACACAGUAGUAUACAACUGCUGUAAGGGUUUUUUUCAAUUUUGAAGGGAAAGGUCUCUUCUUUAAAAGAGACACCUACUAGGCUGUCUAAGUAUAAAAUAUAGUUAAGUGUACAAUGACAGUUUCACUAAAUAUUUUAGUUCUAUGUGUACUCUCUCAGAAUUGGUGCUCUUUUCAUUACAGUAAUGCAGAGAUUCUUAAUCUGUCUUAAAUCUACAACUGCUUGACAAUAAAAUUGGGAAUUGUA
Molecule: messenger RNA, 3591 nt
Organism: Dromaius novaehollandiae (emu)
Lineage: Eukaryota; Metazoa; Chordata; Aves; Casuariiformes; Dromaiidae
Gene: TDG
Product: thymine DNA glycosylase
Exons: 11
Coding region: 300-1448 (382 amino acids)
Biological process (GO): base-excision repair, AP site formation
Cellular component (GO): nucleus
Molecular function (GO): uracil DNA N-glycosylase activity; pyrimidine-specific mismatch base pair DNA N-glycosylase activity
Source: RefSeq, a predicted model, not a curated record